This is a messenger RNA of Notechis scutatus (mainland tiger snake), 1085 nucleotides long. It is a transcript of the gene ZNHIT6, whose product is annotated as zinc finger HIT-type containing 6. Gene Ontology annotation, biological process: maturation of LSU-rRNA from tricistronic rRNA transcript (SSU-rRNA, 5.8S rRNA, LSU-rRNA); box C/D snoRNP assembly; snoRNA localization. Gene Ontology annotation, cellular component: nucleus; pre-snoRNP complex. Lineage: Eukaryota; Metazoa; Chordata; Lepidosauria; Squamata; Elapidae. The record is from RefSeq and is a predicted model, not a curated record.
ACGAGCCGCGUCGCACCAGUCUAGGCUGCGGCCCGACCGCGGCGCCCAAAGCAAUGGCGGGCGCGACGGGAGCCGCUCCGAGCGGGGCGGACGAGAGCCUUCAGCGGAAGAUGUCUCUGCAGAGAUGUGAACUCUGUAAUACUGAAGCAGCAAAAUACAGAUGCCCUCGAUGUAUGAAAUAUUCAUGCAGCUUGGCUUGUGUAAAAAAACAUAAAGCUUUAUACAGCUGUAAUGGAAUCAGAGAAAAGGCGGCCUUUGUUUCAGUGAAUGAGUUCAGCAACUUAACUCUUCUAAGUGACUAUCGGUUUCUAGAAGACGGGGGAAGAAUGACUGACUGUGCUGCUCGAGAUACUAUUUCUCAUAAACCAAAAAGUAAUAGAUUUGUAAACUUUCUGAGAAACCGAGCUCGGAGGUGCAAGAUCUGCUUACAAACUUUACCAAUUGGCUUCACAAAGAGACGAGAGAAUUCUACAUUCUACAGCAAUAAGGAACAAAAGUUCUACUGGCACUUGAAGCUCAUAUUUCCUCAGAGUCAUGCUAAAUUCACAGAACAAAGGGUACCGGAUGAUAAACCAUUGUAUGAUAUUUUGAAGACAUAUAUUGAUCCUCAAGAAUGUGAUCCUGUGAAGCAGCAAAGAUUAAAAAUCUACACAAUAUCUCCCCAGUCAGACAUACAAAUUUUGAUGAAACUAGAAAAUAGGCCACAUAAUUCUGUCAGAUAUCAAGAAUUGGAUGCCAAUAAAAGCCUUCUAGACAAUUUGAAAGGGAAGGUUGUCAUUGAAUAUCCAACUCUGCAUGUGGUAUUGCGGAAAUUCACAACAGAUAUGGUGAUUCUCGGCCAGAAUGUAAACAAAGAAAUCAAUAAAUCUAACGAAGACAUGAUCAAGGAAAAUUCUUCUUCUGAAGAAGGAGAAAUCCAUGAUAGCUCCUGAAGAUAUCAGUGGACUACAGAUUGGAGUACUUUAUAUUACACAUCAUUUUGAGGACAUAUUCCGCAAAUAUAUUCGUUUUGAAUGUUAUUUUUAUAUUAAAAAUUCAAAAUCACUAAAAAACAGUACAGACUGAACAUUCAAUAAAGAUUAAAG